Molecule: messenger RNA, 1912 nt
Organism: Suncus etruscus (white-toothed pygmy shrew)
Lineage: Eukaryota; Metazoa; Chordata; Mammalia; Eulipotyphla; Soricidae
Gene: LINGO3
Product: leucine rich repeat and Ig domain containing 3
Exons: 2
Coding region: 87-1874 (595 amino acids)
Cellular component (GO): extracellular region
Molecular function (GO): protein binding
Source: RefSeq, a predicted model, not a curated record
CCGCCGCAGCCCGCGCCGUGUCCGCGGCGGAGCCGCCCAGGUGCCCACGAGGAUGGUGGCGCGGCCCUAGGCCCUCGCUCCGCACCAUGACCGGCUGGCUGCGAAUGCUGGGCCUCCCGCUCCUGCUCCUGCCCGCGGCCGCGUCCCCGGCCCAGGGUUGCCCAGCCCGCUGCGAGUGCAGCGCCCUGGCGCGCUCAGUGGCCUGUCCCCGGCGUCGUCUAACAGCCGUGCCGGACGGCAUCCCAGCGGAGACGCGCUUGCUGGAGCUGAGCCGCAACCGCAUCCGCUGCCUGAACCCAGGUGACCUGGCCUCCCUACCCCGCCUGGAGGAGCUGGACUUGAGCGAGAACAUCAUCGCACACGUGGAGCCGGGCGCCUUCGCCAACCUGCCGGGUCUGCGGAUAUUGCGUCUGCGGGGCAACCUGCUCAAGCUCAUCCCUCCGGGCGUCUUCACACGCCUGGACAACCUGACGCUGCUGGACCUGAGCGAGAACAAGCUGGUGAUCUUGCUGGACUACGCCUUCCAGGACCUGCGCAGCCUGCAGCGGCUGGAGGUGGGUGACAAUGACUUGGUGUUUAUCUCCCGCCGGGCCUUCGCGGGGCUGCUGGCGCUGGGCGAGCUCACCCUGGAGCGUUGCAACCUCACCGUGCUGUCGGCCGAGUCGCUGGGCCACCUGCGGGGUCUGGGCGCGCUGCGGCUGCGCCACCUGGCCAUCGCCGCGCUGGACGACCAAAAUUUCCGGCUCUUGCCGGGCCUGCGACACCUGGAGAUCGACCACUGGCCGCUGCUAGAGGAGGUGGCGGCAGGCAGCUUGCAGGGCCUAAACCUGACCUCGCUGUCCGUCACGCACACCAACAUCACGGCGGUGCCUGUGGCAGCGCUGCGCCAUCAGGCGCACCUGACCUGCCUCAACCUCUCGCACAACCCCAUCAGCGUGGUGGCCCGAGGUGCCUUCCGAGGCCUGGUGCGUCUGCGGGAGCUGCACCUGGCUGGGGCCUUGCUGGCCGUGGUGGAGCCGCAGGCCUUCCUGGGCCUGCGGCAGAUCCGUUUGCUCAACCUCUCCGACAAUCUGCUGUCCACGCUGGAGGAGAGCACGUUCCACUCGGUGAAUACCCUGGAGACCCUGCGCAUGGACGGCAACCCACUGGCGUGCGACUGUCGCCUGCUGUGGAUCGUGCAGCGCCGCAAGACGCUCAACUUCGACGGGCGGCUGCCCGCGUGUGCCAGCCCGGCCGAGGUGCGUGGGGAGGACGCGCUGCGCCGGCUGCCCGACUCGGCGCUCUUCGAGUACUUCGUGUGCCGCAAGCCCCAGAUUCGAGAGCGGCGGCUGCAGCGUGUCACGGCGAUGGCCGGCGAGCCCGUGCGCUUCCAGUGUCGCGCCGACGGCGAGCCGGCGCCCACGGUGGCCUGGGUGACGCCGCAGCACCUGGCCGUGACCGUGGCCAGCGCGGGGCGCACGCGUGUCCUGCCCGGGGGCACGCUGGAGAUCCGCGACGCGCGGCCCCAGGACAGCGGCACCUACACGUGCGUGGCCAGCAACGCGGGUGGCAACGACACCUACUUCGCCAGCCUCACCGUGGAGCCCGAACCCAAUUCCAACCGGACUCUGGGCAACGGCGAGGGCCACAACGAGACGCAGCUGGCUGCCCGCUUCCCGCUGGACCUCACCACCAUCCUGGUGUCCACGGCCAUGGGUUGCAUCACCUUCCUGGGCGUCGUGCUCUUCUGCUUCCUGCUGCUCUUCGUGUGGAGCCGCGGGCGCGGGCAGCACAAGAACAAUUUCUCCGUGGAAUAUUCCUUCCGCAAGGUCGACGGCCCGGCGGCUGCUGCGGGCCAAGGCGGUGCGCGCAAGUUCAACAUGAAAAUGAUUUGAGAGAUCCGAGCGGUGGUGCAAGCGGUAGGGCGUUUGCC